AUCCAGACAUUCAUUCAUACACGCUCAUCGUUUCACAACAUAUUUUUACGCACGUUUGUUUACAUCGGUUGGACUGGCACUAUGAGCGACAGAAGUGCACUUAUAGAUUUACGUAAAAAGAUUCUGCAAUCACAGAAAUUGAUCGACAUUUAUGAGUGGUUAAUUGGUUCCUACGUUCUUGAUUUCUACGUUGACAAUCAUUGGGACCGUCUACCCCUUUGUUGGCGAUCUUGCUUUGAACGAGUGGACAUUCAAGAACUACGAGCCCUGCUAACAGCUGACUCUAACACCGAACAGCACACAUUAUGGCCUCUUUCGAUCCUAGCCCUUCGGGUACUACUGCAGAGGUUGUGCUUAUCUCGAGCGUCCCACCAGCAGCCCGACAUUGAAUUCGGUACAGAACAGCAACACUCGGCUUUUUGCAAUCACAAAAAAUUGUUCGAUAAGUCGGUAAAACUGAAAAAGAGACACGAAAUCGAAAAGUUUUGCAAUGAAUGCUGGCUGACCGGUCAAAGUGCGGACGUGAAACACCUGGUAGAUGUUGGAUCGGGUCAAGGCAAUCUUGCUCGCUCACUGAACUAUGGUUAUGGAUUUAUGGUGUGCUGCAUCGAACAGAACGAGCAACUAGUCGAGGCGGCCAGACUUAAAGACGAAGAACUGUCUUGUCGUUUGAAAAAACAGUUUAAAAUCGAAUCCUUACAUCACCCUGUUCAUCUAAGCAGGAAAGAAAACCUAGAAAUAAUCGAUCCUUGUCAGUUUGCGCAAAUGAUUCGUGACUCAUUCAACGUAGAAAAAGGUACACCUUUUCGAUUCGGUCUGAUCGGACUACAUCCCUGCGGUGACUUAGCAGUUGUGCUACUCAAACUGUUCCUAGCCUGUCCAGAGGCUAAAUUUAUCAAAAUAGUAUGUUGUUGCUACAUGAAACUUUCAACAAAAGAUGACGAAACUGAGAGUUACGGAUUCCCGUUGAGUGAUUUUAGCAACAAGCAUAACUUGAGGCUAAGUUAUGAAUCGCGGGAAAUCGCCUGCCACGCAAUCGAACAAUACGGCCACAAAUUGCAGACAGGCUAUGACGAACUGAAGGUACACGCUUAUCGUGCGGCAGUUGAGAAAAUCAUUGUCAAAUUAUACCCUCAUUUAAAACAUUUCGGACUGAAGAGUACCAAGGUGAGCAACAUGUGCUUCCAAGAGUACUGCGACAGAGCAACGAGCGGACUGCAAAUCGAACUACCUCAAACGGAAACGCAAUCCGAUGACACCCGGUUCAAUCUCAGCUGCUGGGAACGGGUAGUCAAAUUCUACACGCUAAGACUGAUGUUCGCACCGUUGAUCGAGUCGCUCAUACUGUACGAUCGGUGGCUGUAUUUGCUGGAGCAAGGAAUUUCUAGUAAAAUUGAAGCGGUGUUCGACCCAAUUUGUUCUCCCAGGAAUCAUGCCCUGACCGGGUGGAAGUAAUGUGUCCUCUUAUACACCAGCGUAUUCUAGGACUAUUUACGGCAUUACAGAUUAUUCAUUUCUAAUAUCUAUGACAAAGAGGUAAGCCGUCAUCUAUUUAUUUUGUUGUUCUGGACCACGAUACAGAAUAUCGUAGCAAACUGUGGCUGAUGGCCGAGGAUGAAAAUAUUACAAGUUUUGAUAUGUUUUCCUUCAUCGUCAAUAGGCUUUUGAUAAAAUCUGGUCAUUUUUACGCAACGAAGUUUCCCUGGCAGAACUAGAAUUAUGUGCCUAAUCAUUCAAAAUACUUGCAGUUUUUGUGAUUUUUAGAAAAACAUAAUUUUGAUAACCGGACCAUUUUUCUUGAAAAAAUGACUGAUUUGACGGAUAACACCAGUAACAGCUUGAAAAAAUUUUUUAGCAUUGCCACAUAAAAAAGCGGCCAAAUUUGACUGAAUGAAUUGACCACAAUCCUGAGAAGAAAGAAGCGCCAGCAGGAGGACACAGAACGUCAAGAACUGGAGCAACCUGGUUUCACAUGCGCAAGUUUUUUGAGAAGGUGAACUAACCCGUGAAGGCUACACAUCGAAUCCAGCUAUCUGUAGGGAAGGGGACGGAAACCUGAUCAAAAGCGAGCACAAGGUUGUCUACAGGUGGAAGCAGCUCUUCGAUAAGCACCUCAACAGCGAACCAACGGAAGAGAAGUUAUGCAUGAAGUGCUUCCAAACGCUAGCAGUGUCCUAGUUUCCAAGAUAUAUUCUGGAGAUCAAACUGAAAGCGAAGUCACUAGGGACAGACUGCCGGCAGAGCUCUAUAAACAAGACAAAAAGGCACUAUCAACAGGAUAAUAUCCAGGAUUUGGGAGGAACAGAGAUUACCGGAUCAAAUUUUUACUCUACGGCAUAUUCUUCAAAAAUGUAAGCAGUACAACGUGCCAAUACAUCACGCCUUCAAGGUAGCAUAUGACACAGAUCGAGACCAGGUUUGGCGGAUAAACUAAGGACUUUUCAAGGCUACCUUGUACCAAUUUAUGUGCUUCGAAGGCGCCGCACACUGUCGAUGCACAACACCUUAAUUAUAAUUAUUAUUAUUAUGUACAGCCGUAAGUAGAAGUGAACUGUACAUUAACCUACAGAAGGCGAAUCGCUUCGCGUCCACUA
Messenger RNA from Wyeomyia smithii (pitcher-plant mosquito), 2594 nucleotides. RefSeq names its product methyltransferase-like protein 25B. The record is from RefSeq and is a predicted model, not a curated record. The coding region runs from base 82 to 1455 and encodes 457 amino acids. NCBI's taxonomy places the organism in Eukaryota, Metazoa, Arthropoda, Insecta, Diptera, Culicidae. The transcript has 4 exons.